GCAAUUAAAAGUCUGGAAGAUUUGAUUUCAAAACACACCAUAAAUUUCAAAGGAAGUAAAUCUACAUGAAGAGCUACAAAGGGAGUUGACUUGAGAAGAUACAGUGUUUGCAAAAAUGUCUUCAAGUUGUGUGACUUCAGUGUUUGCUUUGAUGAUUUUGUGCUUUGCAGCUGCAGGUCCUGUGCCUAGGAGUGAAUGUGUCUUAUUGCCUGUUAACAAUUCGCACCCAGUCCAUGCCUUAUUGGAGAGUUUUACAGUCUUAUCUGGCUGUGCAAGCCGAGGCACAACAGGCCUGCCUCAAGAGGUGCACGUCCUCAAUCUCAGAAAUCCCGAGGAGGGUCUUGGCCAUCAUGAAAGAGAGGUCACGUUACAUUUGAAUCCAAUUUCAUCAGUGCAUAUUCACCAGAAGCCUCUGGUGUUUCUUCUCAACUCUCCUUUGCCUCUGGUCUGGAAGCUAAAAACAGAAAGACUGGCACCUGGAAUCCAAAGAGUUUUCUUUGUGUCUUUAGGUUCUGUUGUUCAGUUUGAGAAAGGAAAUUUCUCCUUGUCAGCAGAAACAGAAGAAAAGCUUUUUCCUGAGAAAAAUGAACACCUGCUACAGUGGGCCCAGAAGGAAUAUGGAGCAGUAACAUCUUUCACUGAACUCAAAAUAUCAAGAAACAUCUACAUUAAAGUAGGAGAAGAUCAAGUUUUUCCUCCCUCGUGCAACAUAGAAAAGAAUUUUCUCUCUUUAAAUUACCUUGCGGGAUACCUACAACCAAAAACAGCAGAGGGUUGCCUUAUGUCUAACUUAGUCCAAGAAAGAGAAGUUCAUAUCAUUGAACUAAUCACUCCAAAUUCCAAUCCAUACAGUGUUUUCCAGGUGGAUAUAAUCGUUGACAUUAAACCAUCUCAACCAGGCGCCAAACUUGUCAGAGACAUCGUACUUAUCCUCAAGUGUAAAAAGUCUGUCAAUUGGGUUAUCAAGUCGCAUGAUGUCCAGGGAAAGCUGGAAGUGAUUACAUCAAAUAGUAUUGGUUUUGGAAAGGAAACAGAACGAUCCAUGACUAUGAGUAAAUCAGUAGUACCUGAUAUUCCCUCAUCACAUGAGAGUUUGAUCAAGUGGGCUUAUGAGCAUAACUAUAGUCCAGUUACUUCCUACACAAAAGCCCCUGUUGCAAACAGAUUUCAUCUGCAACUUGAAGAUACGGAAGAGAUGAAUGAUGAAGAAGACCAUUCCCUUCCUCCAGAGCUGACAGAAUUGCUGGGUGCUAACCCACUGCCUGCUCCAAAGAAUCCUGCAUUAAGUGAUGGCCUGACUUUUCCUUUUCACAUUAACAGAGGAAGACAUGACACAGUGGGAGAAGGCAUUUUCCCACCCAGGGAUUCAGUGGAUACAUUAAUAAAUCAUGACUUUGAACAUUCCCUCUCAAAACAUAAAGAACCUGAAGAGGUUCAGGGCAGUGCUGAUGUGGCCCUGUCAAUAAAGUGUGAUGACAAAGUCAUGACGGUAGCUGUAGAAAAAGACUCUCUGCAGGCUAGCGGCUACACAAGGACAGAACUCUCACUGCUGGAUCACUCUUGCAAAGCCAAGAUGAAUGGUACCCAUUUCAUUUUGGAGUCUUUGCUGAACAAAUGCGGGACUCGGACAGCAUAUAUCUUGAACAAGAUUGUUUAUUUUAACUCUAUUGUCAUUCAGCUGUCAUCACCAGCUGAAAGCAGUGGCUUUGAUGAUGAUGACAUGGAAUCGGGUGAUAAUGGAUUUCCAGGGGAUGCUGAUGAGGGAGAUGUUGCUUUCUCAAGCUCGCCUGAAAUAGCGUUUAAUUGCACGCUGCACCAGCCAGAGGAUGACAAAGGCAUGUUCUGGCCUCCUGAACCACGCAUCGCCAAUGUGACCUUCAACAUGGAGCUGUACAAAACAGAUCUGUUCCUUGCUCCCUCCCAAGGACUCUUCUCUGUUGCUGAGAAUGGGCCAGUAUAUGUAGAGGUGUCUGUGACUAAAGCUGACAGAUCCUUGGGCUUUGCCAUUCAAACAUGCUUUGUUUCCCCAUUUUCAAAUCCAGAUAGAAUGUCUGACUACACCAUUAUAGAAAACAUUUGUCCUAAAGAUGAAUCUGUUAAAUUCUACAGCAUUGAGAAGGUGAACUUUCCGAUACCACAUGCACAGAAGGACAAAAAAAGAUUUAGCUUUGUUUUUAAACCAAUGUUCAACAUCUCACUGCUCUUUCUUCACUGCGAGUUGACUUUGUGUACAAAUAAAGACAAAGAUGCUCAAGGACUGCCAAAGUGCAUUCCUCCUGAUGAAGCUUGCACCUCUCUCAAUGUGAAUAUGAUCUUGGCCAUGAUGCACAACAAGAAAACCUUCACCAAGCCACUUGUUGUAAUAACACAUGAAGGAAAACCAGAAGAUCCUUCCCUUCCAAAGCCAAAUGUGAGACAGCAACCUGUGUUCUAUGGUCUGGACACGCUGACUGUCGUGGGCAUUGCCUUUGCGGCAUUUGUAAUUGGAGCCCUGCUAACAGGAGCACUCUGGUUUAUCUACUCUCACACAGGGGAAACAGCAGGAAGACAGCAGGUCCCUACGUCCCCGCCAGCCUCUGAGAACAGCAGUGCAGCGCACAGCAUUGGCAGCACACAGAGCACCCCCUGCUCUAGCAGCAGUGCAACCUAACUCCAGGGGGAACACAGCUGAGGAGCAACAUAGGAGUGCAUGGGUUCAAAGGACUGUGCGUGGACAUCAGCUUUUUGAAGUUAAAAGGAUUGGUUUGGUUGCUUUUGAAAAAAGGAGGAGGAAUUUUCAGGAAAAAAAAAAAAGACUGAUUUUCUUUUGGGGAAGCCACUGUGUGUGUGAGUGUGUAUAUGUGCACACAAUGCAUGGGUAAACACAGCCUGUUGGAUCUUCUAUAGCAUGUUAUGCUACAUGUGACAAAGCUACUAAUUUUACAGUACUGCAACCUGUUCUAGGGGUCCAUGGGCCCUCAAUGUGAAAUCUAUGCCAGUUUGGAAAAAUGCUGCUUUGUCUAUAUUGACUUUUUUCUUUCCCUAAACCUUCUCAUUGACACAAGGUAUUCAUUAAGGGAAUUGAACAAGAUAAGCAGAACAAAGAUGAUCUUAGGUCUAAGCAAGAAAGCCUCGAGGUCAGAUCUCUUUGGUUAAUAACAUUUUAUUACUUCAGCUAUGUUUAGCCACUUUUGAGUAGCCUUCGUUUUGUUAAGCUUACAGCUACAGCAUCUCGUUUGCUUUCCUGUUGUGUUUGCAGCUUCAGGUUUCUUCCAGGUAUUUUUGUUUUAAUAUGCAUUGAUUAGCUAAUGGGAGAAGAGCACACUCUAACAUUCCCUUUCUUCUUCUCUGGGCCAAAGCUCUUUAAUGAGAUAAUUUUUUUUUAAUCUACUAUACCAAAUACAGGCACACACAAA
Messenger RNA from Haliaeetus leucocephalus (bald eagle), 3395 nucleotides. RefSeq names its product transforming growth factor, beta receptor III (gene TGFBR3). The transcript has 16 exons. The record is from RefSeq and is a predicted model, not a curated record. The coding region runs from base 116 to 2650 and encodes 844 amino acids. NCBI's taxonomy places the organism in Eukaryota, Metazoa, Chordata, Aves, Accipitriformes, Accipitridae.